GCUUGUGUCAGGUUUCAUUUCUUCAGACGGGAACGAUUCAUUUUGGUUCUGUGCAGAAGUCUCCACUGCAGCUGGGUCUCUUUAAGCACACGCAUAAAAAAUAACAAGUAGCACGCGUGGAUGGACAAACACAACUGAUUGUUUUGUUGUUUUGUUUGUCUUGUUUUGUUUUUCUCGCAAGAACAGCAUUCAACCUGAAAAACAGUCUUGUUACUACUGUAUAAAACAGAAGCAACAUGAAGAGCCACUUCAAGGAGAUCUUUUUUCAGGCUCUGCUCUUAAUCCACAUGCAGGGCCAGUCAGACAGCAGCAGCAACGUUGUGAUGGCUGGCUACAAUGUGAGCGCCCCCGCUGGCUCUAGCGUGACAUUACAGUGCGUAAGUGGCCGCAUGGUUUGGACCAGAGACAACCUUCGGGACAGACAGCGAGUGGUCCAUUGGGACGUGUUUCGGGCCCACGUGGACAACGGCAUGGAGAGAGUGCUGGACAUGUACUCUGUAGGAGAGCAGAGGAUAUACAACUCCUACAACCUGAAAAGAGUUGGCCUCAGCCAGAAAGCCUUUCAGGAUGGAAACUUCUCGCUGGUCAUCAAAGACGUGACAAUGAACGACAGAGGGCUGUACUCUUGUAACCUCCACCAUCUCUACUGCCACUUGUACGAGACGGUUCGAGUGCAACUGAACGUGACCAAAUCACGUCGUAAAGAGCAGCGCUACUGGGAUGGCCAGAAAGCCGUGUACGUGGUGCUACUGGGGAGCACUGUGGUGCUGCCUUGCAUCAACAGGAGAAACGUGUGGACAGACUGGAGUAACGAAGAGGAGGAUCAGCAGGUGGUCCACUGGGACCGCCAGUCCCCAGGAAUCUACCACGAUCGCGCAGACCGCUUGGUGGACCUGUACGCUUCAGGGGAGCAGCGUAGCUACGGACCCUCGUUCCUUCGGAAGAAGAUGAACAUCAGCAACCAGGCCUUUUCAGAAGGAGACUUCUCGCUUACCAUAUCUGAUCUGCAGGUCACUGACCAGGGGCUGUACUCAUGUCAUCUUCAUCAUCAUUACUGCGGCUUGCAUGAGAGGAGACAGUUUCAGGUCACCGUGGAACCACCGGUGAUUCACGUCACCGUCCCAGCUAAAGCUUUGCCAAGCGCAGACAAAGAUGCCAACAAAGGGGAGUCACCGCGGGUCAUCAACGUCGUCCUUCCCGACCACAGACAGCACUUUCUCUUGCCUCUGGGCUUCGUCCUCACCGCCUUCCUCCUCCUGGCGUUUGUCGUCCUCAUCAUCAUCCUCAUCACACGCAGACGUAGAGUAACAGAGAUAUAUUCAUUGGAAUCCACGAGGUCCAACAGAAGUCGUAGCAGCUCAGAUGAGUUUGAGAUGGAUGUUGCAGAGGCAUCGCUGCCCAUCCGGGAGCCGGAUGACAGACUGGACUUUAAGAACAACUUGCUGAAGGAGGUCAACAUGAACACGACAAGCAAAGUCAUUGAUCUGGAUAAAGAGAUGGAGAAGUGUCGCAAGUGAGAGAAGUGACAAUUGGGUCACUGGCUGGUCCAGAGGCUGCUCGUCACACCCACGCUGUUGGGCGUUCUGACAAGGGAGACUCCACAGAGAUGAAUGUGUGUCAUCCAAAGGACACAACAACAACCCAAGCCCACAUGUUUUCUUAAGGCACAAACACAAUGAAUGUUUUGUUCAUCAUGUCACGUACAUCCACGAUACUACAAGGUACCACAGUGCCACCUUGUUGUUAUUAUAUGGAGGUGCAAUACUGUAUUUGAAAUCAGGGCUACCCAUUUGGUACCGGGCCGCACAGAAACAGAUCAGCGAGCUGUGAGCAUAUUUACUCCAUCAGACAUCGGAAAUGUGCGCGACUCUAGCCAAACGCAGUCCUCCUUAUAACGUUGGUUUGCAAGUAGAGAUAAACAGAAUCCGCCAAUAAAUGAAAGAAGAACUAGAACAGAAGGUAAUCGUAACAAAUUGACCAAACGUACCGUACAGCUAAAUGGGCCGCCGACUGGCAGCCAUGACUUCCCAAGAUGAAGCUAUUUUGACAAGAGAAGUCCCCACCCACCCUCGCGGUUUCUCCAGAGCGACGCGGAGGAGGAAGCUGUUGUGCGUGGUCUGUCGUCAAAAACAAUGCAACACGAGAAACCUGUUGAAUUAAUUUGAACAAGUUGCACCUAGGUGAUCAAGCUGGAAGCGUGAAAAUGCGAGCAGAGUUUGCACAGCGCGCACACGUAAAAGAUUGCUAAUACAGUAACUACCAUGCAGCCACCGGAUGAUUUGCAAGUAGCAAUGAUGAUGAUGCUGAUGCUAACGCCGUAUGUAGGAUCAUAACUUUACAAUUAUUAUGUUUACAUUACAACGUGUAUUUAUUAUUCCUGAUUGGUCCAUUGUCCAUUCUCAGUAGUCUAUUGUGUUAUUUUAGUCUGCAUUUGUUGUAUAGCAGUUUGAAAUUAAUGGGGAAAAAAAGAAUCCAGGUUAAUCAAAUGUUUCAUUACUCUAAUUAUCUUCGUUGUCAGUACUGUACCAGUGCUUUAAAACUGGCCAUUUAAAAGCAGUAACAAGAUGUUUGCUGGUCCGCAAACAGCAUGUACCUGUCUCAACUGAUCCAUGACACAAGAAAAGUUGGGGACCGCUGUUUUAAAUGACGCCUGACUCAGUUGUAGGAUUAUGAAUUCAAUUUCAAUUACAGAUUUGAUGCAUCAAUCAAACUUACA
Molecule: messenger RNA, 2716 nt
Organism: Hippocampus zosterae (dwarf seahorse)
Lineage: Eukaryota; Metazoa; Chordata; Actinopteri; Syngnathiformes; Syngnathidae
Product: matrix remodeling-associated protein 8-like
Exons: 11
Coding region: 237-1517 (426 amino acids)
Biological process (GO): establishment of glial blood-brain barrier; cell adhesion
Cellular component (GO): cell surface; membrane
Source: RefSeq, a predicted model, not a curated record